AUGGAUUCAGAUUGUGGAAGAAAAGGCAGGCAAUUGUCGCCGGAGUUGGGUGGCGGCGGCGAUUACCACUACCACCACCUGAACCCUAACCAGAGGCAUUUGUUCUUCAACCACCACCUCCUGAAAGUGGUGGUGAUGUGCGCUAUGGUCACGCUGACGUCAUUUAUGCUUUAUCAAGCUUCUGAGAGCCCUUUCCAGAUUUUGCGACGAUCGAUUUACUCUUCCUUCUCCUUUUCUUCUCAUGCAUACCAUUCUGUCUGCAAUUCAUCAUCUAGAAAUUACAAUGAGGAGCUAUGCUUGAUACGAGUGUUGGAAAAAUCAGCAAUGGCAGACAAAACAGUGAUCAUAACAGCCCUAAACGAAGCGUGGAUAGAACCCGAUUCGAUCUUCGAUCUUUUUCUCGAGAGCUUCAAAAUCGGAAACCAAACAAAUUUCCUUAUUAAACAUUUAUUAGUUGUCACUCUAGACCAAAAGGCAUUUCGCCACUGCCAAGUAGUUUUAAAACUCAACUGCUAUUUCCUCAAAACCGAAGGCGUAAACUUCUCCGUUGAGGCUCAUUUCAUGACCCAAGAUUACUUGAAGAUGAUGUGGCGAAGAAUGGAUUUCCUACGAUAUGUUCUUGAGCUCGGAUACAAUUUCGUUUUCACGGAUGCAGAUAUAAUGUGGUUUAGAAAUCCAUUCCCACAUUUCUACUCAGAUACAAACUUCCAAAUUUCAUGUGACAGAUUCUGGGGCAACCCUAUAGACUUGGACAAUUCACCCAACGGAGGUUUUAACUACGUUAAGUCGACCAAUCAGACGAUUGCGUUCUACAAAUUCUGGUACGAGUCGAGGGAAUUGUACCCGGGAAUCCACGAUCAAGACGUGCUUAACAUGAUUAAGCACAGUCCGGUGAUUAAGGAGAUUGGAUUAGAGAUUAAGUUUCUUGACACAGCUUAUUUCGGAGGGUUUUGUCAGCCUAAAGAAUUGGAUUCGGUUUGCACAAUGCAUGCAAAUUGUUGUGCUGGUUUGGAUAAUAAAAUUCAUGACAUUAAAAUAUUGCUCGAUGAUUGGAGAUAUUAUUUGUCUUUGCCGGAGGAUGUAAGAAAAAAUCGACCGCCUUCGUGGUCCGUUCCACAAAGUUGCGGCCCUGCUUCGUUUGGUCAGCAUACACCAAGAAAGAAGAAUGUUGAUGCAAGGAAAAUUUUAGCUAUGUUUUCUGGGGUAAAUUACGGUCACACGUCCACACCUGCGGUGUCAAAUUCAGUGGAAUUUUUUAGGAAUCUAAAGUCAAGAAAGUCUAUUCUAUUACAUUACUCUGUUUACAUCAUGGAUUUAGAUGGUGGUGGAAGUGUUGUUAUAGGCGGCAAAAUGCCGCCGGAGAACGGCGGUAACCACCAUCUGAACACCAAUAAGAACCGCUUCUUCUUCUUCCGCCGCGUCCGUAGAGUGGUGCUACUGUUCACUAUGGUUGCACUAACGUGCGUCGUCGUUUAUCAAGCUGAUGCAAGCCCUUUUCGGUUUUUCCCGAAAUCGAUUUAUUCAUUCUCCUUGUCUCGUGCAAACAAUUCAACUCAAGUAAGUGAAGAGCUAGGGUUGGAGCAAGUAUUGAAAAGGGCAGCCAUGAGUGACAAAACGGUAAUUAUAACGACCCUAAACGAAGCAUGGAUAGAACCGGAUUCGAUAUUCGAUCUCUUCCUCGAGAGCUUUAAAAUCGGGAACGACACACUUUGGCUUCUUAAGCAUUUGGUGGUUGUUUGUCUCGACCGAAAGGCGUUCGAUUACUGCCUAAGGACACAUUUCAACUGCUAUUUUCUAACUACAAAAGGUGUCGACUUUGCCGGUGAGGCGCAUUUCAUGACCCCGGAUUAUUUGUUGAUGAUGUGGCGAAGGAUUGACUUUCUUCGAAAUGUUCUCGAGAUCGGAUACAAUUUCGUUUUCACGGACGCGGAUAUAAUGUGGUUACGAAACCCAUUCCCGCAUUUUUACUCAGACACAAACUUUCAAAUAUCGUGCGACAACUUCAAAGGCGACCCCUCCGACGUGAACAAUGCACCAAACGGAGGGUUCAACUACGCGAAAUCGAGCAAUCAGACGAUCGAGUUCUACAAAUUCUGGUACAAUGCAAGGGAGUCUUAUCCGAGAAAACACGAUCAAGACGUACUUGACAAGAUUAAGUACGACCCCUUAAUCAAGGAGACGAUCGGGCUAGAGAUUAAGUUUCUCGACACGGCUUAUUUCGGAGGCUUUUGUCAACCGAGCAAAGACUUGAAUUUAGUUUGCACAAUGCAUGCAAACUGCUGUGCCGGUUUGGAUAAUAAAAUCCACGAUCUCAAAAUACUUCUUCGGGACUGGAGAAACUAUCUGUCUUUGCCGGAAAAUGUAAGAAAAUCUCGGCCACCUGUAUGGUCUGUUCCACAAAGCUGCGGUCCGCGGUCGUUUCAUCAGCAUACUCCGAGGAAGAAGAAUGGCAACACGAGGAAAUAAGAAUGAGUGAUCGAUGUCGAUUAUGGAAACAUUUAUUUUUUAUUUUUUAUAAUUAUUUGUUUUAAUUAUUAAAUCCCCUACUUAAUCAUGAUAUUAAUGUAUUAUGAUGUACAAGUUUAUGAAGUUUCAAAUUUGUAUUUGAUUGACAUAUUAUCUUUGAUGUUCAGUGGUCUAAAGAUGAAUUUCUUUAUUUAUUUACUCCCACAAUAAUUACUGGGUUUUCGGGUUUCGGGUUCGGGUCCA
This is a messenger RNA of Erythranthe guttata (spotted monkey flower), 2709 nucleotides long. RefSeq lists its product as uncharacterized. The record is from RefSeq and is a predicted model, not a curated record. NCBI's taxonomy places the organism in Eukaryota, Viridiplantae, Streptophyta, Magnoliopsida, Lamiales, Phrymaceae.